Messenger RNA from Carassius auratus (goldfish), 5250 nucleotides. Its product is annotated as NACHT, LRR and PYD domains-containing protein 12-like. The transcript is spliced from 15 exons. Lineage: Eukaryota; Metazoa; Chordata; Actinopteri; Cypriniformes; Cyprinidae. Bases 1513 to 5211 code for a protein of 1232 amino acids. Gene Ontology annotation, molecular function: protein binding. The record is from RefSeq and is a predicted model, not a curated record.
AGCUGGCGAUAUUAAGUAACAAAAAAUAUUUAUAUCAAAGAUCUAUGUGCAUGGAUAAUAGCAACUUUGAACAAAACCCACUUUUAUCUUAUUGACAAAGUAUGAUAAUUAGUGGUCAUGAUACAGGAAUUUCUAACUUCAAUACCUUGGCUUGAUAAGAGUGGUUAAGGGGGUCCUAUUAUGCUCUUUUACAAUGUCUUGAAUUUGUUUUGGGGGUGUACUAGAACACGCUCUCAUGCUUGGUGGCUCAAAAAACAUUAUUUACAUUAUUACAAUAUCUCUCUAUCCAGCUUGACACAAAUGUCUCAGUUAGUUCUGGUUUUGAUGAAGACCUGCCUUCCGAAAAACAAAAUGUGUUGUGAUUGGUGAACAGCUCAGACGGUGUUUCAGUACUGCCCGCCCCUUGCAAAAGCAGCAAGUUCCCUCUGAUAAGGAUGGCAUCAAUAUUGCCAUAUAAAUUUGAUAUUGUUUUCUCCCAAGCCAUCAAACUGACUUCAUCAAAGCAAGAACGCCAUUCCAGAGCCGGAAGCGACGGCAGACUUUUUUGUUCCCAGUGUAUUGACUUGCAUGGUUCAAGUAUUUGCUACAAGACUAGUACUGUGCACUAAAAAUGCAAGUAGGGUUGUUUUUGAUUUCAUGAUGUACAAUCAUUUUCUAUACUUUUGGCAAAACUACUACAUACUGUAUACUGCCAUAUACCUGUAGAUAUAUUUUUUGUCCAUCCAUUUUUUCAAGGCACUCAUUUUUUCAAGCUUUGAAAUUGGUUUAAUCAGAGUCUUCUAAAAAGACACAUUCACUUUAUAUGAUGAAUAGAUUUUACAUAGUCUUUAAUUUACACAUAUAAAUAUUAUGCCCCCAAUUACCAUUACAAAAAUCUCAAUCUUACGCAUUUGCUCAUUGUGUGUAUUUGUGUCGUUAAAAUGGGGUAACUUACAGCACAAGGAAGCUUGAUUUCAAAUUUGAUUUCAAACUUAAUUAAAUUUACAAAAAGAAAAAAAAAAGAAAAGAAAAGAAAACCGUGGGCGUACUCAGUAAUGACCUGUGAUUUAAAAGUAACAAAGUAGAUUAUUUUGCUUAUUAUUUUACUUAAGUACAAGUAAAAGUACAGCUUUAAAAAUAUAUUUAAAAAAGUACAAGUACCCCAAAAAUCUAAUUUAUUACAGUAACGUGAGUAGUUGUAAUUUGUACUUCCCACCACUGUUACUUUGUUACAAUACACCACUAAUGGUCAUGUAGGAUCAUACUACUAUGGCAAAUGAGGACGUCAAAAUGGCUGGUCAUCGCUGUUAAUCGUUACCAAAGUCUGCAAACACACAGGAGUCUAACGACAGGAAAUCUUUUACCAGAGAUUGGACUUUGCUUUGGAGUCACACCGCGAGACAAACAACAAGCCUACAUGACAGAUAGGCAUACUUCUAAAUAUCUAACUUUAAUGAACAAUUCUGUGAUACUGAUCAGCUGACUAUUUUCACAAACCAGUGUUGAUGCUUGCAAUGAGAGUUUAGCUGCAGUAUGUCAGAGGAACAAGGAAAAUUAUUUCUGUCUGAGAUGAGUCUCUCAAAGAAACAGAGUGUGAGACCAGGCUCUCAUGUGUCCAGCUCUGUGUCUGUGAGAAGUGACCGUUCAAAAGAUGACAUGCCUAACUUCAGUGAGAAAAAAACGUCACCUGCCAAAAGUGUAAGAUCAGGCUCUCUUGUGUCCAGCUCUGUGUCUGUGAAGAGUGACCGGUCAAAAGAUGAUAUGCCAAAUUUCAGUGAGAGAAAAACUCCACUCGCCAAAAGGCUUCAGUAUGAGACAUUCAAUUCAGAUAUCCAGACUCACAGGAACCACAAGACUUUCAAAGACAAUCUUCUUGGGAUUUUUCAGGAUCUUGAGACCAAAAUAAUCACAUUCCUAAAGAAUGAGCUUGGAAUGUUUAAGAAAAUCUUAAAAAAGGAGAACUUGCAGUCUUUAGUGAAGGACUUUAAUGAGGACAGAUGCAGUAUCAAAGAAGCAGCUCUUGACCUCACACUCUACUUCCUGAGAGAGAUGAAGCAAGAUGAAGCUGCUGAUACUCUAGAAGAUGAUCUUAUCUUCAUUCAUCAGCUAAAAUGUAGCUUGAAGAAUAAGUAUCAAUGUGUGUUUGAAGGAAUUGCAAAGCAAGGUGACUCUACACUUCUGAAUAACAUCUACACAAAUCUCUAUAUCACUCGGGGUUGUAGUGAACAGGUCAAUACUGAACAUGAGGUAAGACAGAUUGAAGUUACUUCCAGGCGUCAUGAAUCACAAGAGAUACAGGUUGAAUGCUCAAACAUAUUUGAAGCUCCUGAACAAGAAAAGCAGAUCAGAACUGUAUUGACGAAAGGAGUUGCUGGUAUCGGAAAAUCAGUCUCUGUGCAAAAGUUUAUUCUGGAUUGGGCUGAAGAAGAAAAAAAUCAGGACAUCAGUUUUAUAUUUCCUCUUCCAUUCAGAGAGUUGAACUUAAAGGAGAAAGAAACACAAAGUUUGAUGGACCUUAUAAAUCAGUUUUUCCCAAAGACAAAACGCCUGAACCUUACAAGGGGAAAUAAUUUCAAAGUCCUGUUCAUCCUUGAUGGAUUGGAUGAAUGCCGACUUCCUCUAAACUUUGAUGGUAAUCAAACGUGGUCUGAUAUAUCAUCACCAACCUCUCUGGAUGUUCUCCUGACAAACCUGAUCAAGGGAAAUCUGCUUCCUUCUGCUCUCAUCUGGAUCACCACCAGACCAGCAGCUGCCAGUAAGAUUCCUCCUGACUGUAUCGAUCGGCUGACAGAGAUACGAGGAUUCAAUGAUGCACAAAAGGAGGAGUACUUCAGAAAAAGAUUCACAGAUGAGAAUCUGGGCAACAAAAUCAUUGAUCAUGUUAGAAAAUCAAAGAGUCUUUUUAUCAUGUGUCACAUCCCAGUCUUCUGCUGGAUUUCAGCCACUGUUCUGCAGAACAUUUUAGAGGAGAAAAUAAAUAAUGAUCUGAGGAGCUACCAGGCUGAUGGCUCCUCUAAAAUACUCCAGGAAUCAAAUACAAAAGACACUCCAAAGACUCUGACACAAAUGUACACACACUUUCUCCGCUUUCAGAUCCAGCAGAGCCGUCAAAAGUAUGAUGGAGAAUACACACCAGAUGUUUCCUGGGAUAAAGACACCAUCCUUUCACUGGGGAAACUGGCAUUUCAUCAGUUGGAAAAAAACAACAUGAUAUUCUAUGACACAGACCUGGAAGCCUGUGGUAUUGACAUUUAUAAGUCAUCAGUGUAUUCAGGCAUGUGUACCCAGAUCUUUAAGGAGGAAACGGGGAUCAUUUUUGGUACCAUGUACUGUUUUGUUCACUUGAGCAUUCAAGAGUUUUUUGCAGCCCUUUAUGCACAUCUGUUUAUAGACAUCAGCAAGAAAAAUGUAUUUGUUCAAGACUCUACAGAACAGGAAAAACAUGAAGCCAUGAUUGAUUUGCUCAAGACUGCAGUGGACAAGGCACUUGAGAGUGACAAUGGACACCUGGACCUUUUCCUUCGCUUCCUUCUCGGUCUGUCACUCCAGACCAAUAGACUUCUCUUACGAGGUCUGUUGACACAGGAAGGCUGCAAUGACCAGAGAAAAAAGGAAAUAGUUCAGUACAUCAAGCAGAAAUUAGAAGCUAAUCUGUCUCCAGAGAGAUCCAUCAAUCUGUUCUACUGUCUGAAUGAACUGAAUGAUCAAACUCUGGUAAAAGAGAUUCAGACCCACCUCAGUAAAGGAAGUCUCUCAUCUUCUGAUCUUUCUCCUGCUCAGUGGUCCGCUUUGGCCUUUGUGUUGUUGACAUCAGAGGAAGAGCUGGAAGAGUUUGAGCUUCAGAAAUUCAAGAAAUCAGACGAGUGUCUCAUUAGAUUAUCAGCAGUCAUCAAAACCUCCAAAAGAGCUCUGUUAAAUGGUUGUAACUUAACAGACAAAAGCUGUUCAGCUCUGGCUACAAUUCUUGGAUCAGAUACCAGUCUGAAAGAGCUGAACCUGAACAAUAAUAAUCUGCAGGAUACAGGAGUGAAGCUGCUCUGCUCUGGACUGAAUAACAUACAGUGUAAAUUGGAGAUGCUGAGUCUUUCAGACUGCAGUAUCACUGAAGAAGGUUAUAAAGCUCUGGCUUCAGCUCUGAGAUCAAACCCUUCACACCUGAUAGAGCUGGAUCUCACAGGAAAUGAUCCUGGACAAUCAGGAGUGAAGGAGCUCUGUGAUGUACUACACGAUCCAAAGUGUAAACUGAAGACACUGAGGUUUUUGGGUCCUGCUGCAGAAGAAGCCUGUCAGUAUGUGGCAGGAAUUGUGGGUAAAAACCCGUUACUCCUGAGAGAACUGAAUCUGAGUGAAUGUGAACUUGGAGACACACGAGUGAAUCAGAUCACUGCUCUACUGCAGGAUAAACACUGUACACUCAACACACUGAUUCUGUGUGGAUGCAGAAUUACAGAGAAACAGUGUCAGAUCCUGACUUGUGCUUUGUGUUCAAACCUUUCACACCUGAGAAAACUGAACCUGAGCCGGAAUGAACUAAAUGACACAGGAGCGAAUCACUUAUGUGACGUACUGAAGAAUACAGACUAUAACCUGGAGAGAUUGAGUAUAAGCUGCUGUUAUAUGUCAGACAAGGGUUGUUUUGCUGUGACUUUAGCUCUGAAAUCAAACCCUUCACAUCUGAGAGAACUGAACCUGAGCUGGAAUCAACUUGGAGACUCUGGAGUGAAAAACCUCAGUGAUCUACUGAUGAACCCACAAUUCAAGAUUGAAAUAUUAGCUCUGUGUAAUUGUAUGAUUACCGACAAAGAGUGUCUUAUCCUGACCUCAGCUCUGAUAUCAAACCCAUCACACCUGAGAGAACUGAAGCUCAGUGGGAAUCAACUAGGAGACUCUGGAGUUGAAAACCUUGGGCUUCUGCUGAGCAGUUCACAAUGCAAGAUGGAGAAACUACAUCUGUGUGAAUGCAGUAUCAAAGAGAGACAGUGUUUCAUUCUGACUUCAGCUCUGAAAUCAAACCCAUCACACCUGAGAGAACUGAAGCUCAACGGGAAUCAAAUAAAAAACGAAGGAAUGAAUCACUUAUGUGAAUUACUGAAGGAUCCACACUGUAAACUGGAGAAACUGUGGAAAGUGGAGAGCAGACAGGAAAGAAAGGAUGAUAUUGGCACUCGAUCGCCGUGUCCCAGCGACUCAAUAGUCUUACGGUGUUGUGCAUGUUUAUUUAAAACUAGAUAACCGAAACAUUUCUGAUUUUGAUCCUCUCUGCUCUUACUU